ACACUCCGCUGAUUUUAUGUAAAAGGCGAUACUACAACUAAUUUUUCAAGUGAUCGGUAAAGAUUAGGUAAUAGUAACUACAAGCUACGUCUGAUUAACGAAAUGUAAUAGUUCAUUUUAAGUAUCGCAGCAUCGUACUUUACGUUGCUAAAACAGUGUAUAGAAGCCAUUCCAUAAUACAUGUUAAUUCUAUAACGGUGUACAUCGUGUAUAGACGUAGGUAGAUACAGCAAUUCGUUGCUGUACAUUAUUUGAAUUUUCAAUGAAUAAAUAACAGUAUCAAUUAUCUAUUGACCCAUAUGUGUUUGUAUAUGCAUUCGUAUCCCACAAUUAGCAAUAAAAAUAUUCACAGAUUUUUCACUAUUACCAAAUUAAUGAACUCUUUCAAAAUCAAAUCUUCUUUUCUUAAAACAACACACAAGACGUCAACGUUUUCCGUCAGACUGCAUACAUAUAUUAAUCUUCUACUUCCCCGUCGCCACAUCCAACUGCCACCCACCACUCAGCCCCACGGUAAGUUUUAAAUCAUGCAUAACUGGUUGAUCGCAUGCAUUACGCAAAAUAUAAGGCGUACGAAUGAGGAUAGAGGACGAUUGGGAGAUCAAAGGCACGAUAUAUCGAUGCAAUUGCUUUCGAAACUUUUCGAUAAUUAAUAGACCGACUCCCCUAUAAAUUCCGAAUCGGUGUGUCUGAUCGUUUGAAAUCCAAUAUGAGCUCGAAAUAUCAUAAAGACGUUUCUUUCAGUGUAGCAGUUUUCUAUCUAAAGAUCGUCGGCUUGUGGUUAAGCACUAGCCUCGUUGAGAAAUGGUUCAGAAAUGCCUUAGUGACGUAUACUGUUCUCGCAAUUAUCUUUAAUAUGUGGAUGCAAUUGAGGGGCCUUUAUUUCUCUUGGGGAGAUUUCAGUGUCAGCACUUAUAUCGCGUGCAAUAGUUUGGGACUAUUCAUGGAUCUAUUUAAAUUGUUAAUUAUAUUUAUACAUAAGAAAAAAUUUCUUUAUUUAGUCUUGUAUAUGCAGAAGAAUUUCUGGCAUUUCAACUACAAUCAAUAUGAAAAAUCGGUCCUAGCAGAUGCGAAACGAAUGUGCAUCUACUUCGUCUGCGUUUUCUCAUUUCUCUCUCAAUCUACUAUCUUUAGUUACAUCUUCAGGCCACUAAUAUCAAAUAUUGGGAAGAACGCGUCAGAUAGGGUACCUAUAUUCCAUAUGUACUUGGACCUACCAUUGAAUGUCUCGCCAUAUUAUGAAAUAACGUACUUGAUACAGGCUUUGACUUUGUAUCAGGUUGGCGUAUGUUAUCUUUGCGUCGACAACAUAUUUUGUAUUAUGUGCUUACAUGUAGCUAGUCAGUUUCGCAUAUUACAAUACAGAAUAGCCAAUGUGCUAAGCCUGAAAGACAAUGUUAAAUUUGAUCAAGAUACAAACCUGGAUUCUUCGGCUGAAUUUUACGCCAUAUUUAAAAAAUGCAUUCAACAGCAUCAAGCUCUCAUUGAAUUCUGUACCACGCUCGAAGAGAUAUUUACGAUAAUUAUACUGGGACAAGUGUUAACGUUUAGCAUAUUGAUUUGUUUCGUCGGAUAUCAAGCGCUUCUGGUGAAGCUGUCACUUUCAUGGCGCAUUUCUCUUGUAUCUUUCUUAACGACUAACAUAUGUCAGCUAUGGAUCUUCACGUACAGUUGUAAUGCCCUAGUACAAGAAAGCGUGAACACUGCUAAUGCUGCGUACGCUACACCAUGGAUAUAUUUACCAAUGGACAAGUUUGGAGAAAUGGCACGAAAGGAUUUGCAACUCGUACUCAUGAGGUCGAGGCGAGCCUGUUAUCUCACCGCCUGUGGCUUCUUUCCUAUAUCCCUGGAAACUUUUACCAAGAUUAUGAGCUCCGCAAUGUCAUAUUUCACUAUACUAAAACAGGGAACCGUGGAUACAGUAGAAUAAUUCCUCCAGUUUUCAUUUUAUAGGCGUACACGUUUAAGUAAUGUUGAAAAUGAAAAAUUUGUUCGUUUUGAUUUAAAAAUGUUAUUAUCACAAAUUUAUGAGAUUUAUAAAAUAUUAAAAUAAAUGGUUAGAAGAAAUUUGAUUAUAUAAAAUACGUAAAUUAUAAUACGUCCACAGGAUUUGUAACAAGAUAGUAAUAAAGUUAAAUAGAAAGAACAAGUAUGAGUAAUUUUAAUAAACCGUGGAAAUUUUCGAAUCACCGAAAUUCUCUGUAAUCUUGGAAUUUCAAAUUGAACAACAGUACUAUAGAUUACAAUAGAUUAUUCAUCGCGAAUUAUACAACGAUUGAUUCUACUCCUUAUAUUCGAUAUAAUUGUGAACGUGUUUAUAAGUUAAAUUUAGUUCGCUAUAUUGUCAUCGGCACGUAUGUAAUUUGAUACAGUGCCAAACUUGAAGCAGAAGAACAUCGUACGAACAAAACCAUUAUCUUCUUUAAAAUAAAAAAAUUAAUUUUAGACCAAAUCACGACGUUGCACAACUCACAAUUUCAUCUGGUGGAAUUAUAAUAUUUAGGCAAUAUUAAACAAAGUUUACAAUUUAAUAUGACAUAUUUUUAUGUGCAGAGUUAUGAAUAAGUACAUCUUAUUCAAUAUAUGUUACUAAUAAACAUCAUUUUAUUCUUUUUACAAGUAUACAAAAUGCAAAGAACGCAAUAAUACUUGAUAUAUAUAUAUAUAUAUAUAUAUAUCUAAGAUAUAUAUAUAUAUAUAUAUAUAUAUAUAUAUCUUAGAAUUAUUCUCUAAUUCGAUGAGUUAUAUAAAAUCGCUUUUCGUUCAAAAUUGCUUAAAAUCUUUGAAAAACUUUGGAGGAAGAAGAUUUAUAAUGCUUAACAAACAAAUGAUAUUGCAAAUUUCUAUUAUUUUUACCUAUUCCUGCUGUUGAUAUUUGUGACGGAUCAAAAUUAGGAAGAUCAUUGUAAAGUUUUAAAGUAAUUUUAUUAUAUGAACAAUAAUAUGGAGAGUCAAAGCCUCGUUUUUCGGCAGAAGGGCUGUUUCCACUUCCAAGAACCUAAUGCUAUUUCUCACGAUCUUUGCAACUUGCAUCCUUAAAAGGAUUUCCUUUGAAAAGCUAUAUCGUCAAGAAACAAUGAAAA
Messenger RNA from Bombus pyrosoma, 3083 nucleotides. Its product is annotated as odorant receptor 13a-like. Gene Ontology annotation, molecular function: olfactory receptor activity; odorant binding. Gene Ontology annotation, cellular component: plasma membrane. The transcript is spliced from 6 exons. Lineage: Eukaryota; Metazoa; Arthropoda; Insecta; Hymenoptera; Apidae. Bases 710 to 1930 code for a protein of 406 amino acids. Gene Ontology annotation, biological process: detection of chemical stimulus involved in sensory perception of smell; sensory perception of smell. The record is from RefSeq and is a predicted model, not a curated record.